AUGUUGCAUGGAACUGCUAUAGAGCUAAGAAAUUGGUUGAAAGAGUUAUGUAAGGUUUAUAUAGAGGAAUGUAGUAAUGGUGAUGGUAAUAGUAGUGGUAAUGGGAAUGGUAAUGGAAAUGGUAAUGGAAAUGAUCAUUGUAAUGGUAAUUAUAAUUGUAAUGGUAUAGGUAAUAGUAGUUGUAAUAGUAACGGUAAUGGUAAUGCUAAUGGAAAUGGAAAUGAUAAUUGUAAUGGUAAUUUUAAUGGCAGUGGUGAUGGUAAUUUUAGUGCUAAUGGUAAUGGCAAUAGUAAUUGUAAUGGUAAUGCCAAUAGUAAUGGUAAUGGAAACGACUUAAGCAACAAACUUGUAUGCGCUCCUAGUACACUUUGUGGCCAAUAUUUAGUAUUAUCGCGAGACGGCAAAAGUAGUGCAACAGCAUUUGGUCAUUUGGCCGCGGCCAUCACAACGGCAAUCGCCGCCACGACCACUACAUGA
This is a messenger RNA of Rhagoletis pomonella (apple maggot), 477 nucleotides long. Its product is annotated as aspartate and glycine-rich protein-like. The record is from RefSeq and is a predicted model, not a curated record. Lineage: Eukaryota; Metazoa; Arthropoda; Insecta; Diptera; Tephritidae. Bases 1 to 477 code for a protein of 158 amino acids. The transcript has 3 exons.